GGAAAAGGGGAAAUGAGACAAUACUUUCCUUUCUGUCCCUUAGCUGCGGGGGCCCCCUUAAAUACUUUUGUAUGUAUAUCACAGAUGAUAACAGAGCACUGUUACUAGCCUAUGAGUCAUUAAUUUGUAUGUUACCCGGCAUUACCCUAUGGAAGAAGAACAUUUUGGAGUCGUACCACUAGAGGGACUCCCACGUCGCAAGGAACGGUAAAUGGGACUCUCCAGAUCUUCCAGAGCUUCGAAUAACGGUGCGUCGACAGCUCCCGAUGUCAAAUUCCUUGGCUUCCAGCUAAACAUUUAGGGGAACAGCUGGACGAUUGUUUGGCAAUAAGGUAUAACGCAGAAACGGAAUCAACGCCAAUCACAUCGGCUAAGAUUGCUUUCUCCCGUGUGGCCAGAGGCCAGAAUGCUGGCCAGACAUGGACGUCCCAGAGUACCUGGAUCUGGACGAGAUUGACUUCAGUGACGACUUAGCUUACUCAGCCAAGAGCAUUCCAGAGCUGUGCAGAAGGAACGAUGGGCAGAAUGAAGAGAGACAAGCCCCAGCCAUCAACUGGAGCCGGGGCGUGCCGCACAACGGGGCUGGUGUCAAACCGACCGGCAUCGCCGACGUGUACAGCAAGUUCAGGCCGGUCAAGCGCGUGUCACCGCUCAAACACCAGCCUGAGGUGCCGGACAGCGAGGCGGAGAGCAAGGGCCCAACGCAGAACGGCGAGCGGAGCAACGAUGAGCCAAAUGUGGCCAAAGCGGGCCAGGUGGUUGGGGGGGCACCAUCUGCCGGCGAGGCCCAGGGUGUGAAGCCCCGCAUGGGAGUGAAUGCAGGGGCCUUGCUGGGAGAGCUGGAGCAUUAUGACCUAGAUAUGGAUGAAAUCCUGGACGUGCCCUAUAUCAAGUCCAGCCAGCAGAUGGCGACUCUGCCCAGGAGGAGCCAUAGUCUGGCCCGCACCUCCACCCUGCCCCACAGCGAGAGCUCCACCGCGGGCCCCCAGCUCUGCGUCCUCUCCCCUGUCAAGUGGGCCGACAUGCGCAAAUCCAAAUCCCUGGAGCCAGACUUCCUGCGCUCUCCGACGGGCGCCUUCCAGCCGGUGUGCCCCUCCUCUGCCGCCGCUCUGCACUGCUCCUCCACUCCAGAGGGAGGCGCUCUGGCUAGUAGUAGGCCGUUCCCCGAAAUGCAGGCUCUAAAGGGAGGGUCAGAAGCAUCGGGGAGCCAGUCGAUGCUGUUCCCCCUGCAAGGAGGCACCGCUGGCAGGCAGGAGGCGGGGAAGGCCUGGGGCGGCUCCAGGGCACAUGGGGAAUGUGACGAAGAGGCCAAAAAGAACCAGAACAUCAUCAACAUCGUCCGCGAGGGACAGAUCUCACUGCUGCCUCACCUGGCAGCUGACAAUUUGGAGCUGAUCCGGGACGAGGAGGGCAGUAACCUGCUCCAUGUGUCGGCCUCUCACGGCCACGCAGACUGCCUGCAGCACCUCACCUCGCUGAUGGGGGAGGACUGCCUGACGGAGCGCAACCUCGAGCAGCUCACCCCCGCUGGUCUGGCAGUGCAGAAUGGGCACCUGGAGUGUGUGCGCUGGAUGGUGAGCGAGACGGAGGCGAUCGCCGAGCUGAGCUGCACACGGGAGCACCCCAGCCUCAUCCACUACGCAGGCCGCUAUGGACAGGAGCGUAUCCUGCUGUGGCUGCUCCAGUUCAUGCAAGAGCAGGGCAUCUCUCUGGACGAGGUGGACCAGCAGGGGAACAGCGCCGUGCACGUGGCCGCUCAGCACGGACACCUGGGCUGCAUCCAGACCCUCGUGGAAUAUGGCUCAAACGUGACCGUGCAGAAUCAGCAAGGCGAGCGGCCUUCCCAGAGUGCCGAGCGGCAAGGCCACACCACCUGUUCCCGCUACCUUGUUGUCGUGGAGACGUGCAUGUCAUUAGCCUCUCAGGUGGUGAAGCUCACCAAGCAACUCCACGAGCAAACGACAGCCAGAGUGACCUUACAGAACCAGAUGCAGCUCCUCCUGCAGCCACUGGAGGCAGAUGGAUCUCAGCCCCUGUCCCCAAGUCACCUGAUCCCCCCGGCGGAGUCCUGGCCUGAGAUGACCCUGACGGCAGAGGUGUCCGCGGGGGACGGGCAGUGGGUGCUGAGGCAGCGCGGGGCCGAAUCAGAGACCAUGAUCCGGAAGCUUCUGGGUGGAGAGCAGCCGGAGCGGGCGGGUGAGGGCGGGGCUCAGAGGCGGUUGGGCGUCGCUGAGAAGAGAGAUCUGAAGCUGGCGCGGCUCAAGCAGCUGAUGCAGCGCUCCCUCAGCGAGUCGGACUCGGACGUGUACCCGCCCGACGACGCCAAGCAGGCCCCUGGGACGGCCUCUGGGACGGCCCCCAGGCCCGAGCGGCCCAAUCAGCUCCCCCUUGCUGCGGCAGAUGAGCUGCCAGCGCCCCCUGCUGGCCCUGCUGGGUUGUACACGCUGACGAAGAAGCAUCCUCAUCAUCCUCACCCAGCUCAGGGCUCCACCGCCGAGCGCAAGCUCUCCUUUGCGCUCAGGACUUCUCGAUCCGUGGACGGACCGGACCCCUCGCCCACGUCAGACGAGGCCGACCCAGAGGCCAACUCUGACGCAGGGGGGCAGAAGGUGGCAACCAGCCCCAAGAGCGCGCUUAAAUCCCCUUCGUCCCGCCGCAAGACCGCCCAGAACCUGAAGCUGCGCGUCACCUUUGAUGAGCCAGUCGCCCACAAGGAGGCGCCAGAGGGCGAGGCCCGAGCGGCCGCAGGGGAGAAGGCCGGCAGCAGCCGCACCUCUGAGUCCGGAGAGACGUGGAAGAGGCCUUUCGGGACGUUCCGCUCCAUCAUGGAGACGCUGAGCGGUAACCAGAACAGCAACAACAACAAUGUCCAGUCCGGUACUGGGUCGCCACAGGGGCCGACAGGUAGGAAAACAGACGGCAAAGCUGGGGCCACGGGCCUGCCCAAGGGCCGGAGCAAGCCCAGCGCAGUCUAAGUGCCUUCCUCUGGCCAGUUGGAGCCUCUCCAGGGCCCCUGUGGCUCAGCAGUGUUGAGGGCCACGGAUGGGAGACCCAGGGAGCACAUACCCUAAUAACUGUCUGCCUCAUAGUGAUGCAUGCCACUCAGGGUCACAGUGGCGUCUCAAAGACAGGAAAGGCAGAGAAGACAAAUGUUGACAUUCAUAAAACAUUCACCAUCCUCGAUGUCACAUACUUGAGGAUAAGGAUUUCUUUUACCACUCCAAUUCAAAGAGUAAUCAGGACCUUUUUAGAUUUUUUUUUGUUUUUUUUAGUUAUGCACUUAUUUAUAAUUUGCUUUUAGGAAGCACUCAAAAUAUAUAUCAGCACAAAACUGUAAUCAGUGUCACUGUAUAUAACAAAAAAAAAAAAAAACAUUUUGUAUAUCUAUGAUUUAUUUUGUCAAAAACAUGUAUUGAAACAUUAGCCAUGAAACGGUCAACAACCAAAUGCAAAAUGGAUGUGUUGAAUUGUGAUUUCUUUCCUAUCCUUCCAUGUUUGAACAAUGCUAAGGAUAAUCUUCCGUUAUUAAUUUCACUUCCAUGAAAAAUGAAUGACAUGAACAAUAAAUGAUGUCUCUUGUAAGCA
Molecule: messenger RNA, 3585 nt
Organism: Clupea harengus (Atlantic herring)
Lineage: Eukaryota; Metazoa; Chordata; Actinopteri; Clupeiformes; Clupeidae
Gene: sncaip
Product: synuclein, alpha interacting protein
Exons: 11
Coding region: 420-2975 (851 amino acids)
Molecular function (GO): ubiquitin protein ligase binding
Source: RefSeq, a predicted model, not a curated record